This is a messenger RNA of Manis pentadactyla (Chinese pangolin), 4673 nucleotides long. RefSeq names its product StAR related lipid transfer domain containing 8 (gene STARD8). NCBI's taxonomy places the organism in Eukaryota, Metazoa, Chordata, Mammalia, Pholidota, Manidae. The record is from RefSeq and is a predicted model, not a curated record. Gene Ontology annotation, molecular function: lipid binding; GTPase activator activity. Gene Ontology annotation, biological process: regulation of Rho protein signal transduction; actin cytoskeleton organization; signal transduction.
AGCCGUGGCAGCUGCUCCUUUGGCUGGCACCGUUACCCCCGCCCGACCCCAGGCCCCGUGCGCGCUCCACGGAGCAGUCCCGUCUGCGCUCGCUCCCCGCUCUCUGGCAGCUGUGUCUGGGGCUCGAACGCAAAGCGAUGGACGCGGCCAUCAGAAGCUGACGCAAAAAAAGCAUGUGAGUGGCUCCAUGCAAUAGGAUUCCCUCAGUAUGUUCAGCUUUUUGAAGAAGGUUCGUUUCCACUGGAUAUUGGCUCUGUGAAGAAGGACCACAGUUUUCUGGACAAGGACUCUUUCCAGGCUCUGUGCAGGAGGCUGAUGACCUUGAACAGUUGUGCCUCGAUGAAACUGGAGGUUCAUUUUCAGUGCAAGCAGAAUGAAGACUCAAAAGAGGAAGAGCAGUGUACCAUCAGCAACCCCUGGACCUUCCAGUGAGAAAGUAAACACUGGUCUCGAUUGGGCUCCCCUGACCUCUUGGCCCCACCAAGCCCUGGCUUACCAGUGACCUCCAGCUGUGAGAAUGUCCUUACUGAGCUUAAUGCCAACCCAGCUACCACUGUGAGCCUUCCUCACAAGCCAGCAGACCUGACCUUGCUAGGCCAUGCCCCCAGCCCAAGUGACCAGCACCUCUUCAGCCCCACAUGGGCCCAAGAGGGUACAUGGGAAAAAGCCAAGAAGCAUCGUUCUCAUAGCUUCCUUAAGCACCUCGAGUCUCUGAGGCGGAAGGAAAAGGGUGGCAGUUGGCAAACAGAGCCUAAGCGGAGCCCAGCCACCUUGGAGAAGGCCACCAAAGCCUCCUCUUUCUGCAGUCACCAUGGCUUCCUCUCUGCUGGAUUCUAUAGGGCCAAGAACCGGGUGGACACCUCAGCCCAUGACAGUGGCACUGUAACUCAGAGGGCCUGGGUGGGCUGGCCUGUGGCCAUGUUCUGGCACCCUCAGCGGGUAAACUGAGAUGACUGCUUGGUGCAUGUGCCUGGGGACCACAAACCAGGCACAUUCCCUCGCUCCCUGUUCAUUGAGAGCCUGUGUCCUGAGGAUGGACACUGCUUGGAAGAUUGGCAGCCAGGUAGGCGCUGGGGCUAUGAAGGAUGCCGGGGCUCCUGUGGCUCCAUAGGCAGCCAGGCCAGCACCUAUGACAACAUGCCCAGGCUGUGCCCAGCUGAGCCUAUACUGGCUGUGGCUGAUGCUGAAGAGGGGGAGGAUGGGGCCAGCUAUGCCCACCUAGAUGACACCCUCCAGCAUGUGUGGGGGCUGCAGCAGCGGGUAGAGCUCUGGUCUCAGGCCGUGUACCCAGACCUAGGGCCUGGAGACAAGGAGGAGGAAGAAGAGGAAGAAGCCAUUUCACCAGUAGAGAUAGUCACAGUUGAGGUUGAAAUGCAGACUGAAGCUCUGGCACAGAUAGAGGCUCUGGCCCACAGAGAGUCUGCAGCCCCUGGCCAGGCUGAUGUCCAGCCAGUCGUCCCAGUUCAAGAUCAAGCUCAGGCUGCAGCCAAGGCUGAGCCCUUGGCACAGGCAGAGGCUGAGACCCCUGGCCUGUCCCAGGAUAAUGAACAUGCAGUGAUUUCAGGCAGAGAACCCACCUCUGCCUCCAGCCUGUCUAUGGAGGAAGGACACUCCACUUCUGACUCUGUGGCCUCCUCCAGUUAACUGGACGGUAGUGGAAUCUCCAUGAAUGAGGUUGAAGCCAGAGGGUCCCAAUCUGGACUCCAGGAAUCAGUAUCCCAAGAACGAAGAGAUUCAGGCAUUGGGGCUUCACUUACCAGACCCUGCAGGAAGCUCCACUGGCACAGUUUCCAGAAUUCCCACCGGCCCAGCCUCAACUCAGAAUCCCUGGAGAUCAACCGGCAGUUUGUUGGCCAGAUUCACCUCCUGCACAAGGGCUCGCUGCUGCGGCUCACAGCCUUCAUGGAGAAGUAUACUGUGCCCCAGAAGCCAGGCUGGGUCUGGUCAGUGCCCAAGUUCAUGAAAAGGAAUAAGAAUCCAGACUACUGGGGCCAGCAUGUGUUUGGGGUGCUACCCCUCAUCCAUGUGCAGCACACAGGCCAGCCUUUACUACAGAGCAUUCAGCAAGCCAUGCGCUACCUGCGCGGUCAGUGCCUGGACCAGGUGGGCAUCUUCCGUAAGUCUGGGGUGAAGUCCAGGAUCCAGACCCCGUGCCGAGUGAAUGAGACCUCCCCUGACAAUGUCUGCUAUGUGGGCCAGUCAGCCUAUGAUGUGGCUGGCCUGCUGAAGCAGUAUUUCCGGGACCUGCCCGAGCCUAUCUUCACCAGCAAGCUCACCACCACUUUCCUGCAGAUCUACCAGCUCCUCCCCAAGGAUCAAUGGUUGGCAGCAGCACAAGCUGCAACCUUGCUGCUCCCUGAUGAGAACUGAGAGGUGCUACAGACCCUGCUCUAUUUCCUAAGUGACAUUGCAUCUGCUGAGGAAAACCAGAUGACAGCUGGCAACUUGGCAGUGUGCCUGGCACCCUCUGUCUUCCACCUUAAUGUCUCCAAGAAGGAUAACCUGUCACCCAGGUGAAACAGGGCAAGGUGUGGCAGACCAGGUCCUAGGGACCUCAGUGAGAACAUGGCUGCCACCCAGGGCCUAUCACACAUGAUCAGUGACUGCAAGAAACUUUUCCAGGUGCCCCAGGACAUGGUGCUGCAACUGUGUGGUUCCUACAGUGCGGCUGAGCUCAGCCCUCCCAGCCCAGCCCUGGCUGAGCUGCGGAGGGCCCAAGCUGCUGGCAUAAGCCUGAGCCUCUACAUGGAAGAGAGCAUCCAGGAGCUGCUACAUGAUGCUGCUGAGCGCUUCAAGGGUUGGAUCAGUGUGCCAGGGCCUGAGCAUACAGAGCUGGCUUGCAGGAAGGCACCAGAUGGGCACCCUCUGCGUGUGUGGAAGGCAUCCACUGAGGUGGCAGCCCCUCCAGCUGUGGUACUACACCGUGUUCUGCGGGAGAGGGCCCUCUGGGAUGAAGACCUGCUGCGGGCCCAGGUGCUGGAAGCCCUGAUGCCGGGCGUGGAGCUCUACCAUUAUGUCACUGACAGUAUGGCCCCCCAUCCCUGCCGCGACUUUGUGGUGCUCCGGAUGUGGCGCUCUGACGUGCUUUGUGGGGGUUGCCUGCUUGUCUCUCAGUCCCUGGAUCCUGAGCAACCUGUACCAGAGUCAGCGGUGUGGGCGCUGAUGUUCACUUCCCAGUACCUCAUGGAGCCUUGUGGCCUGGGCCACUCCUGGCUCACUCACAUCUGUCACGCUGACCUCAGGGGCCGUUCUCCUGACUGGUACAACAAGAUCUUUGGGCACUUGUGUGCCAUGGAACUGGCCAAGAUCCGGAACUCCUUCCCUACCCUGCAGGCAGCUGACCCUGAGACAAAGCUGUGAGCCUUAGCCUCGUCCCAGGGUGGUACCACCCAGCACUCUGGCACCACAGGGAUAAAAGGGGUAUGAGAGCACAGCAGCCCCCAGAUGUUCCUCCCAGGGGCAGAGCCAGGCCCUGGCAGCUCAGCUGCCUGUCCCCCUAACUUCCUGAAGCUCCUCUACACAUACAGGGCAGGAAAAGAGCAUUUCAGCACGCCAUCUCCACUCCACCUUUGCCCCUCAAAUUCGUGUUCUACUCUCCUGAGAGAGGAGCCAUUUUAAAAGAAAGAAGACUGCUGCCACCCUCCAGGCCUGCAGAGCAACUGUCAAUCUGAAGCCUUCCUGGCACCAAGUCCCAUCCUCCCCACCAAUCAGGAGGGAGGGCAAGAGCAGCGUGUGCUCCCAGCUCCAUCAUCUGAGAGGCCAAGCCAUCCUGUUUGGAGCUAGGCUCCCUGUGAGGAUGAACAGAAGGUCCUGGUCCUGCCUUUGGAUCCAAUGCUGGCCUUGAACUGAUUUUUCCAGAGAAACUGGACUGGAGUGGGUGGGCACAGGGGCAGACAGCCCACCCACCAUGAGCUGUUUUAUUUGUGUAAACUGCUGUUAGAUGAGGCUGAUUUAAACACUGGGCACUGAUGGGCCCCUAGCAGGUGACAGGAUGAGUUGGGAUAGCUUGGGAUGUGAGAGUAGAGGGACCUUCCUUUCUCAGAUUGCAAGAGCCCAACGAACCAGGCUCCCUUGGUGUGGGCUCCACACUUGACCCACCACUCCCUGUGUUCCCAUGGCCUUGGCCAUGCACUACCAUGUCUGGGAAGUAAAUGUGCUUGGCUCCCACCACACAGGCCAAGCAAAAUCAGAUGGUGGUGAAGAGACACAUCUUUUACUGCGCUUCCUGCCUGCUGUAGCGGGCCGACAUAACAGCCCUGUCUCAAACAGAGACCUGGCCCCUGGCCCCUGGCUAAGGGGCUUUAUCCAAACCUGAUCUGUCACAUCCACUGCCAUCUUGGUUCAUGUGGAAGUUCAAAUGCCAUUUAAAUUCCAAUUGGCACUUUAUUUUUGUUUCAGCUGAAGAAAUUGGAGUGGGAUAGGUCCUGGCCAACGUUUUAAUUUUUAAGCCUAUUUGUACCUAUAAAUACUGUACAGACUAUAUAUAUGUAUUUGUGUAUAUAUAGAUACAAAUACACACACACACACACACACACUCAUCUAUAUACGUAUGUAUAUUCUGUCAUGGGUGUCCUAUAAUCUGGUUAGGACCAGGGGUCUGCAAAGCCUUGGGGGCAGGGCACUUGAGAUGGGGGAGGUGGAAUUCAGGAUCCAUGUGACCCCUCAAGCAGAAC